Tribolium castaneum (red flour beetle) is the source of this 852-nucleotide messenger RNA. RefSeq names its product FK506-binding protein-like. NCBI's taxonomy places the organism in Eukaryota, Metazoa, Arthropoda, Insecta, Coleoptera, Tenebrionidae. The coding region runs from base 1 to 795 and encodes 264 amino acids. Gene Ontology annotation, molecular function: protein binding. The record is from RefSeq and is a predicted model, not a curated record. The transcript has a single exon.
AUGUGGAUCUCACCUGAUGGAAAAUUUCACAAAUUAAUUGUAGUUGAAGGUGAUUGGGGUAAAAAGCCAUCGGAACAGACUGAAUGUACAAUAUUUGUGUCAGAUUGUCCAGACUCGUUCUUAGAGUAUAAUAACACGACUGUAGUGAUAGGUGAUAGUGAUAAUGAGAUAAGACGAAAUUUAGAUUUAUGUUUAAUUACAAUGAACGAGGGCGAAACGGCCAAGUUCAGAAUCACCGCGGAAAAUGUAUCAUUCACUCUUAAGCUAGAAAAGUUGAAAUUCAAUGGCUACAUUUACGAAUGGAGUGCGAAAAAGAAAUACGAAAUUGCACAACACCACAAAGAAAGGGGUGUGGAGUUAUAUAAACAAAACAGGGGCAAAGACGCCGCGCACAGAUUUAUCAAAGGUUUGAAAGUCUUGUCUUCGAUACCAAUUGAUGCUGAAACACCACCCGAACAAAUUGAGACAAUCCCUCUUGAAGAUAUUUAUAAAUUAAAAGCCAAUUUGUACAAUAACUUAGCUUCGUUUUACUUGAAAAAGGAAGAUUGGCUGCUUACUAUAGACACCUGCAAACGCGUUUUUGAUUUUGAUAGUGGUAGUAUUAAGGCACAUUAUAAACUUGCUGUUGCUUAUAUUAAAGACAAAAAUUUCGAAGCGGCUGAAAAAGAGCUGGACGUUGUUUUAGCUGCUGAACCUAGCAAUAAGGCCGCCAGUGACCACAUGAAACAUGUCAAGGAGGAACUGCGUAAAGCCAACGCUAAAUUUAAUAUGAUGGUUAAGAAAAUGUUCGCUUAGCUGUGCCAUAGAUUAGGAUGAUGUAUUUUUUUAGAAUAAAUGUUCAGUCUCAGAUCA